This is a messenger RNA of Cyphomyrmex costatus, 2039 nucleotides long. RefSeq names its product mediator of RNA polymerase II transcription subunit 15. The transcript is spliced from 7 exons. Lineage: Eukaryota; Metazoa; Arthropoda; Insecta; Hymenoptera; Formicidae. The record is from RefSeq and is a predicted model, not a curated record. Bases 130 to 1164 code for a protein of 344 amino acids.
UCUUCUACGGCUCUCCGGUGCUUUCGCUUUUUCGAGGAUCCAGUGUGUUUCGCCACCCGAGGAGAACCCGCGUGCUCCACGUACAUUCAGCGCGAAGUAUAAACGCGAGAGAUUAAUUAAGGCACCAACAUGACUACGCAGAAAGCGAGAUUUGUAAACAAACAGUUCAACUCUCCUAUCAAUUUGUAUUCGCCUCAGGCGAUACAGGAAACUCUGGAUAGACAAACUCAAGUUUUGGCUAACGGUGCAGUCGGGAUCGACUUCAGUCAGUUGGCCAAACCAGCGAACUUGCAGAACAGCGCGGUUCUACGUAUGCUCGAAGAAGAAGAAAUGAGACAGCGCGGUGAUCAACCCGGUCUUAAACGAGUAGCUUGGCCACCGCCUCCAGAGGAUCAAGACUUCGACUACAUUGAACAAGCUCCCGUCCAAGCGAAGACCCGUGGGUACGGUGAAUUCGGCUCAUACCAGAGCAGUCCCUCGUCGGGUCCGUCACCCCAACCGUCCUCGACGGUCGCACGGUCAUCGACACAGAGCGCCGUCCCGUCGUCCCCGUCACCGAUUAGUCCUGGCGGCACGCUCCUGCGACAGCCCUCAUACUUCCAACAACAGCAGACGAACCUCAGGAGCUGGGCGCCUGUGACACCUCCGGCAACCUCGCCACUCUCUCAACAGCAUCCCCUAUUUCCGAGCCAACAACAGCAACAGCAACAACAAAUCCAGCCUUGGCAGCAGCAUCCCCAGGAUCCGUACGACCGGACACCGCAGAGACAGCAGCAACAGCAGCAGCAGCAGCAUAAUCUAUCUAAUUAUUAUACACCCACCCCUGCGGUGUUCGAAGCACCACCCUCUACUAUCGUCCUUCGUCCUGAGCCGCCUAUCUCGCAGGCACCAGCGAUGGUAUACCAGGCCCAACCCGCAGCAACGAAAGCUCCAACAACAGGCAAUAUGCGAGGAGAUAUGAAAUGGCCACCGGCAUCCGUGAAAGCCCAGGUCGAGGCGGAGAACCGUGCCAGGAUGGAGCUCGCAAAGGGCCCUGCUUUCAGGCCUCGUCGAGUGCACAAGGACUAUAGCGGUUUUUUCGCGCAACACGCCCUAAACAGCAGCUACCCGGGCUAUCGAGCACCUCCGGGCACCCAGUACUUCACUCCGACUUAUCAGCAUUAGCAAUCAGUAUUCCGUUUCCAAGCAACGCAUUCGAGCACAAGGUGUCGUCCUGAGUCUCUCAUCGAUUGGGAUGCUCAGGACGCUGUUUGCGAAUCUUAACGAAAAUCGCAAAAAAGCCAAAGAAAUAUAUAUAAGAACUAAUUUCUUCGUGAAUAGAAGAAACACGACUGUAAAAAAAAUUCGACGCAGAAUUUCAUCCUGCAACAUAAUUUCGUCUUUCCAUUUUUUUUUUUUUUUUCCAUUUAGAAGUCACGUUUCUAUGCACGUAUAUUAUUGUGCUGCAGCCCUUUCAGAAUGUAAUUCAAUUAAUAUUAAAAAGAAAUUCCACUUCAUGCGUUUCUCAGAUUUUUAGAGACUUUCGAUCUGGAUUUCGAGCUUCAACGAACCUGUAUUCUGUAUUAUAUACAGAAACUGAACGAUUGUCUUUCAUCUUUGCAGGAUAGCGUAAACUAAUAACAAUAAUUAAUUAUCGAAAACAUUUUACAGCAUUCGGUUUAUUAUUCAAACAUCGUUCAGAGUUCUCACACUUGUGAGCGUCGCGUUCUUCUAUUUUUAAUCUGAAAAUAUAAGAACUUAUUUGUCAUUACUAAUGUAUUUAUUUGUUUAAAACAUUUAUUUUAUUUUUUCACGCGAGAAACUGCUUUCUUCGAAUCUAAAAAUUCCUUUUUGUACGAAGACAUCUUCGGUUUGGGAAUUUCUGAUCUAGAUGGACUCAAUGUUGUGAUAGAAUUAACGCUGCGCGCGCGCGCGAACAGAUUUCACAGAUUUACAAGACUAACGCUUGCCAUACGAAUCGCAAGAGUGGCGGAUCGCAAAGAAUAAUGUAGCAGCAGAUUGUGCUUUUUACUGCGAAGGCCAUGACGAUAUGGAAAAAA